Manihot esculenta (cassava) is the source of this 2665-nucleotide messenger RNA. Its product is annotated as cyclin-dependent kinase 11.1. Gene Ontology annotation, biological process: peptidyl-threonine phosphorylation; peptidyl-serine phosphorylation. Gene Ontology annotation, cellular component: cytoplasm. Bases 205 to 2367 code for a protein of 720 amino acids. The record is from RefSeq and is a predicted model, not a curated record. Lineage: Eukaryota; Viridiplantae; Streptophyta; Magnoliopsida; Malpighiales; Euphorbiaceae. Gene Ontology annotation, molecular function: protein binding; ATP binding; protein serine/threonine kinase activity. The transcript is spliced from 7 exons.
UCUCUCUCUCUCUCUCUCUCUCUCAUAGCUUCUGUUUUACAGCAACUACGCACACAGACAAGAAAGAUACAUAGAUAGGUAGAGAGAGAAAGAGCAUGCAAACUCUGAACCAUGGCUUAUUUUUUCUCACUUUUGACCCUCAAUUUUUGCUCAUCACUUGUUACUCUCGUUCAUCUUCUUCCUUUUGUUUGACUUCACAUAAUCAUGGCAGAAGCAGAAGCAGAGCCUCCAGUCUUCUCAAACGUCGAACAAGUUUUGGAUUUUCUACGAAAAAAUGGACUAAAAGAAGCGGAGUCUGCUCUCAAGGAGGAUAUGAAUGAGAAAAACGAACUGGGUUCUUUUGAUUUCGAGAAAUUCUUGUUUAUUUUGCCUCCGGUGAGGAUACCAGCAAGCAUCCGGCGAACGGAGGCCGAUAGUGGUGGUGCUGGUGGUGAUGAAGGGUCAAAAUCGAGUUCUGGGUCUGGCUCAGAUGAGGAUUUUGUUAGCUUGGGAUCAUCUACCAAUGAUCUUUGCUCUUCAGAUUUUACAAAUCCAUAUGGGAUUCGUUCUGCAUCUCAGGUUACUUCAGAAACAUCAUCGGAUAGAUUGUCUCAGUUUGGUACAGCACGUGAUUACCCUGAUAUUGAUUUGCAAAAUGACCUCUAUUGGUAUGAUGAGAGAGAUGAGGGCAACUUCAUGACUCCAUCCUUCAAUGGACCAGACUACUUUGGUGGUCCAAGUGAGGAUAAAUUUGUCAUGACAUCAGAGACAGUGAACCAAUUUGGAAGUCCACCGAGUUUAUAUAAUAAAAGCGAAAGAUAUGAAACAAAAUCAACCAAUGAUUUCUUGGAUAAGCCUUGUCUUUUUAAUCUGACAUCUGUGAAUGAUCAGAAUGUAGCUCAAUCAAUGGAUUAUUAUCAUUUUGAAAAAGGGAACCAUCCUGAAGGAGACAUUGAAAUGAAUGGUGGUUCAAUUACUCUUUGCAAAUGCUAUGCAGGAGCAGGGGGAAAUUAUUGUAAAAAUCAUAUUGAUCAAAUCGACUUGAGUUCCAAAGAAGCUGAAUUAAGUGAUUUUCAGCUAGAAAUUGGAGAUAUUCUCACUGAUUGUGAUGUAGCUCCUGGACAUGGGAAAAACAUGAAUGUUUACUACUCUUCAGAAGCACACUCAAAGAGUGACUGGUUUGAAAGCUAUAAAAGCUCCACUGGAUUCAUAUCAAAUGGAUUUGAUGACUAUGAAACUGGAAAUGGUAAAGAAGGAAAUGGAGAAGCUGAUGAGCUUAAAGCUGAAGCAGAUGAAGAAGGUGAAGUUAGUACAGAUGAGCUUCUGUUGUUCGAUACUCAGGAAGAUGAAUAUGAAGUGUUCGAUCUGCGAAUCAUACAUAGGAAAAACAGGACAGGAUUCGAGGAAAAUAAGGAUCUGCCUAUCGUGCUUAAUACCGUAAUUGCAGGCAGAUAUUAUGUCACAGAAUACCUAGGUUCAGCUGCUUUCAGUAAGGUUGUUCAAGCACAUGAUCUUCACACAGGGAUAGAUGUUUGCCUGAAGAUUAUUAAAAAUGAUAAAGAUUUCUUCGACCAGAGUUUAGAUGAAAUUAAACUUCUGAAGCUUGUGAACAAGCAUGAUCCAGCUGAUGAACACCACAUUCUGCGGCUCUAUGAUUACUUCUAUCACCAGGAGCAUCUCUUCAUUGUUUGUGAACUCUUACGAGCGAACUUGUAUGAAUUUCAGAAAUUUAAUCAAGAAUCUGGUGGUGAACCAUAUUUCACACUGAGCAGGCUGCAGGUUAUAACCCGUCAAUGUUUGGAGGCACUGGCAUACUUGCAUCACUUGGGUAUUAUUCAUUGCGAUCUCAAGCCUGAGAAUAUCCUGAUAAAGAGUUACAGGAGAUGCGAGAUAAAGGUUAUUGAUCUUGGAAGCAGUUGCUUUCAGUCAGACAACUUGUGCCUAUAUGUACAAUCUCGUUCCUAUAGAGCCCCUGAAGUAAUUUUGGGGCUUCCAUACAACCAAAAGAUUGAUUUGUGGUCUCUUGGUUGCAUUUUGGCCGAGUUAUGUUCUGGGGAAGUGCUGUUUCCAAAUGAUGCCGUCGUAAUGAUCCUUGCACGCAUGAUUGGGAUGUUGGGCCCUAUUGAUUUGGAGAUGUUGGUGAGGGGGCAAGAGACACACAAGUACUUUACAAAAGAAUACGAUCUCUAUUAUGUAAAUGAGGACACAAACCAAAUUGACUACAUAAUCCCAGAGGAGUCAUCACUGGAGCAUCAUCUUCAAACUUACGACGAUGGAUUCAUCGACUUUGUUAGAACCUUGCUCGAGGUCAAUCCUUUAAGGCGUCCAACUGCACGAGAGGCACUAGAGCAUCCGUGGCUUUCAUACUCAUACAAAGCAAACUCUUGAUGAAUUUCUGGAGGCUUUACUACUAUUGAUGAUACAUUGAUGUUUUUUUUCAGAACUCGUCUCGUGAGCCAACGAAAACAAACCCUCAUUGAGAUCAAUACCAGAGCAGAGAUUUGUGGUAUCAGUUUUGGUUUGAAUAAGAAAACCAACACUAAUUCAUUUGUGUACAUAAGGUUGUCCUGCAUAUUUUUUUGUUCUCAUUGUGUCUUCACUUGGUGGGGGUUACUAUGUGGCUUCAUCACCUUAUUGAUUGGUAAAAUAGAGGCAAAAUAAUAAGAUGAUCAGUGAUUUGGAUUCA